Messenger RNA from Eriocheir sinensis (Chinese mitten crab), 2472 nucleotides. RefSeq lists its product as uncharacterized. Lineage: Eukaryota; Metazoa; Arthropoda; Malacostraca; Decapoda; Varunidae. The transcript is spliced from 2 exons. The coding region runs from base 169 to 1329 and encodes 386 amino acids. The record is from RefSeq and is a predicted model, not a curated record.
UGGAAAAGUUUAUUGUUGGUAAGGAGAUACAUUCAUUCACUUAGAUGGUGUCUGGUAGUACCUGUAGAACACGUCAGUAGUGCCAUACUAAGGCUAAGGAAGUACACAGUGGAGUACUUCACCACACUUAUAUUAUGUGAAUACACAACACAUUUCAGCAAGUCUUCCAUGCACCCUCAACACAUUUCAGCAAGUCUUCCAUGCAUCCUCAACACAUUUCAACAAGUCUUCCAUCCAUCCUCAACACAUUUCAGCAAGUCUUCCAUAUAUCCUCAACACAUUUCAACAAGUCUUCCAUGCAUCCUCAACACAUUUCAACAAGUCUUCCAUCCAUCCUCAACACAUUUCAGCAAGUCUUCCAUACAUCCUCAACACAUUUCAGCAAGUCUUCCAUCCAUCCUCAACACAUUUCAGCAAGUCUUCCAUGCAUCCUCAACACAUUUCAGUGAGUCUUCCAUGCAUCCUCAACACAUUUCAGCAAGUCUUCCAUACAUCCUCAACACAUUUCAGCAAGUCUUCCAUGCAUCCUCAACACAUUUCAGCAAGUCUUCCAUGCAUCCUCAACACAUUUCAGCAAGUCUUCCAUGCACCCUCAACACAUUUCAGCAAGUCUUCCAUGCAUCCUCAACACAUUUCAGCAAGUCUUCCAUGCAUCCUCAACACAUUUCAGCAAGUCUUCCAUGCACCCUCAACACAUUUCAGCAAGUCUUCCAUGCAUCCUCAACACAUUUCAGCAAGUCUUCCAUGCAUCCUCAACACAUUUCAGCAAGUCUUCCAUGCAUCCUCAACACAUUUCAGCAAGUCUUCCAUGCACCCACAACACAUUUCAGCAAGUCUUCCAUGCACCCUCAACACAUUUCAGCAAGUCUUCCAUACAUCCUCAACACAUUUCAGCAAGUCUUCCAUACAUCCUCAACACAUUUCAGCAAGUCUUCCAUACAUCCUCAACACAUUUCAGCAAGUCUUCCAUGCAUCGUCAACACAUUUCAGCAAGUCUUCCAUCCAUCCUCAACACAUUUCAGCAAGUCUUCCAUCCAUCCUCAACACAUUUCAGCAAGUCUUCCAUCCAUCCUCAACACAUUUCAGCAAGUCUUCCAUCCAUCCUCAACACAUUUCAGCAAGUCUUCCAUGCAUCGUCAACACAUUUCAGCAAGUCUUCCAUGCAUCCUCAACACAUUUCAGCAAGUCUUCCAUGCAUCCUCAACACAUUUCAGCAAGUCUUCCAUGCAUCCUCAACACAUUUCAGCAAGUCUUCCAUGCAUCCUCAACACAUUUCAGCAAGUCUUCCAUACAUCCUCAACAUUCCCUCUUUCCUUCCCCUCACAUUAAAUACUUUCAUCUGUGUAACUUUCGGCCAGCCUCUCAAUAACCUUCUUUCGAUCUGCUUCACCUCAAUUUACAUUAUGAUUAUAACUUCCUGGCACUCCUCAGAAGAUGGGAGUCAAUGUUCUCAGAUACUGCAAGCUACAGGAGAGCCUGGGUGGGCUGUAUAAAUUGCUAUUGUAUGAAUGAAAUAGUUUAAACUUACUAGAAAGGAUGUCUAUUAGAAACAAUGGUGAAAAAUGUGAAACUUUAACCCUUUCCAUCUGUGACGCAAACAUCGGCGUCAGGGUAUGGAAAGGGUCAAGAGAGAAUGGAAGAGGAUUAAUUCUCUGCUAAACCUCUCAAUCCUCCUCUAAAUUCCUCUUUCAUUUCCUCUUAAAUGGUUUAGAAGAGGAUUAAGAGGAAAUGGAAGAGGAUUAAGAGGAAAUGGAAGAGGAUUAAGAGGAAAUGGAAGAGGAUUAAGAGGAAAUGGAAGAGAAUUAAGAGGAAAUGGAAGAGAAUUAAGAGGAAAUGGAAGAGGAUUAAGAGGAAAUGGAAGAGAAUUAAGAGGAAAUGGAAGAGGAUUAAGAGGAAAUGGAAGAGGAUUAAGAGGAAAUGGAAGAGGAUUAAGAGGAAAUGGAAGAGAAUUAAGAGGAAAUGGAAGAGGAUUAAGAGGAAAUGGAAGAGGAUUAAGAGGAAAUGGAAGAGGAUUAAGAGGAAAUGGAAGAGGAUUAAGAGGAAAUGGAAGAGAAUUAAGAGGAAAUGGAAGAGGAUUAAGAGGAAAUGGAAGAGGAUUAAGAGGAAAUGGAAGAGGAUUAAGAGGAAAUGGAAGGGGAUUAAGAGGAAAUGGAAGAGAAUUAAGAGGAAAUGGAAGAGGAUUAAGAGGAAAUGGAAGAGGAUUAAGAGGAAAUGGAAGAGGAUUAAGAGGAAAUGGAAGAGGAUUAAGAAGAAAUGGAAGAGGAUUAAGAGGAAAUGGAAGAGGAUUAAGAAGAAAUGGAAGAGGAUUAAGAAGAAAUGGAAGAGGAUUAAGAGGAAAUGGAAGAGGAUUAAGAGGAAAUGGAAGAGGAUUAAGAGGAAAUGGAAGAGGAUUAAGAGGAAAUGGAAGAGGAUUAAGAGGAAAUGGAAGAGGAUUAAGAGGAAAUGGAAGAGGAUUAAGAGGAAAUGGAAGAG